Mobula hypostoma (lesser devil ray) is the source of this 1947-nucleotide messenger RNA. It is a transcript of the gene otol1b, whose product is annotated as otolin 1b. The coding region runs from base 1 to 1947 and encodes 648 amino acids. Gene Ontology annotation, molecular function: protein binding. The record is from RefSeq and is a predicted model, not a curated record. The transcript has 7 exons. Lineage: Eukaryota; Metazoa; Chordata; Chondrichthyes; Myliobatiformes; Myliobatidae.
AUGCUCUAUACACUUGUGGUAGUACUGUCGGUACUGGCUUGGAGAAUACAAGCUCAGAAAGAAGCCAGCUCUGAAGUCACUGGUAGUUUUAUAUCAGUGAAUCAUGGUGAACUUGGAUCAAGUGAACAUGAGUCUGAAGGUCUAACAACUGCUUUUCCUUUGGAAUUUGAGAGCACUUCAUCUGAUCGGCUUACAGCUACUCAAGUGAAUGAAGGGAGUACACCAAUUACUGUGGAACCACUACAAAUUACCACCCUUCUAAAUGAUGGAGGUUCUGAAGCUGGACGAGCUUCUUUUACAGAACUUGUUGUUAAUGGUUUGACUAACAUUAAUAAUGAAAGCACUGUUACUGAACGACCAAGUCGGAGUUCAGAAUCAGAAGAUAGUGACGAGGAUGAUUCUGAUGAGAUAAAGUCCCAGGGUUCAAGUAGAAGGGAUUCUGGAAAGGAAGGCAAUCUUCCUGCAGGGAGAAAACAGUUUCGUGUGGUACACUGGCAGCUUUGGACAUGGGGUUUUCUUGCUGACGGGAAUGAAAUAAGGAAUAUCGUGCAAGGUCUUGUCACCUUGGUUGUGGUACUGGGAAGCCAGGUGGCUGUGAAUAAGACACCACAAGUCGCAGCAAAAGAUGAGUUCAAGAAAGAUGAAGGUUUUUCAAGAGCUCUAUUUCCAACCUCAACAGUAUCUGCUGAAGAACUUGGUACUGAUAAUUCAGAUCUUUCCUCUGAAAGUGCCACGUUGAAAUCAACAUCGUUACGUUUAUUUGACACCUUCCCAACAGUGCCACCGUUUGAAGAUGGUGGGAAUUUUACUAUAGAUUCAGAUGAGUUCUUUUUUAACUGCUGUGAUUGCUGCCCCCCUGUACCAGGACAAAAGGGUGAACCAGGGGAACCAGGUGAUGCAGGGCCACAGGGCGAGAAAGGAGAUCAGGGGUUAACAGGCUUACCUGGGUCUCCAGGGCUACCUGGCAUAAAGGGUUCAGAGGGAGAGAAAGGAUCUAAAGGAGACCGUGGCCUGGAUGGAUUUGAUGGUCUUCCUGGAUUUAUAGGAAAACCAGGGGAGAAAGGAGAGCAAGGAGCAAAAGGUGAUAAAGGAAACAUUGGCUUCCCUGGAUUUAAAGGAGACAAAGGAGACAAAGGAGGACCCUGUGAAAACGGCACCAAAGGAGACAAGGGGGAGCAGGGGGAUGUGGGCAAAAUGGGGUUAACGGGACAAAAGGGUGAGAAAGGUGAAAGAGGAGACAUAGGAGAGAAAGGAGAGUGUGGGGACCUUGGUGAGAAGGGGAAUCGUGGAGAGCCUGGUGCAGAAGGUGAGAAGGGUGACAAAGGUGAAAAGGGGGAUCCAGGGAUUGAUGGCAUCAAGGGAAGUGAUGGCGUCGUUGGAGAAAAGGGAGAUCAGGGCCAAAAGGGAGACAAAGGGGACCGAGGGUUACAGGGGCCAAAAGGAUUAGUCGGACCCAAAGGAAGAGAUGGUAGCAGAGGUCUACGUGGGAGAAGGGGUACUCGUGGACCAAGGGGUUUGCCGGGGCAAAAAGGUGAGGAUACAAAAAUCACACCGUCUGCAUUUAGUGUUGGAUUGGUCCCAAAUAAGUCCUUCCCUCCAGUUGGCACUCCAGUAAAAUUUGAGAAAGUUUUCUACAAUGACCAGAAUGCCUACAAUCCAGUAACUGGAAAGUUCCACUGCAGUAUUGGGGGUGUUUACCUGUUUUCAUAUCAUUUGACUGUGAGAAGUAGACCUAUAAGAGUUAGCCUGGUAAAAAAUGGCACUCGUAUCGUGAAGACCAGAGAUGCAAUUUUUGGACAAGACAUAGAUCAGGCAUCCGGCAUGGUUAUUCUUAAACUGAAACCCAACGAUGAAAUCUGGUUGAUGAUAACUCGGGAGUGGAAUGGGGUUUUUGCAAGCAAUGAUGAUGAUAGUACAUUUACUGGAUUUCUUUUGUAUCAAGACUAG